AUGAACAACGUCCGCCAGUCCUCCUCGCCCGGGCGUGCUCCGCCCUCGCGCCCUCCUCAAGCCCGGCCGCCCUCCGACGACGAAGACGACGAUUCUGACGAGGAAUUGCACCGCCCCGACUCGUCCGGUAGCGAUGCCUCGUCAAACGUGACGACUGUGUCGGCGGCACCCAUUACGCCCAUCGACCGCCAGCCGCCCGCCGGCUACUUCUCCCCCCAUCCGCGCUCCGCCUCGACCACGACUUCGCCUCAACAUCCUCGCCCAAUGCCCGACGCGGGCGCUCGCCGGCCAUCUGGCCGAGGCCCAUCUUCUGAAAUGCAGCGACAUCGCUCGAGACAUCACUCCCAGGGCUUCUUUGAGCCCUCCUUGCCCACUGCCUCGUCCGAGCAGAUGCCCCCGGUAUCUGCGUCCAGGAUCGCCGCCCAGGCAGCCAUGCAACAGCAGAGCAGACGUCCCACGCCUCUCAGCACGCCGGAUGAUGGGACCGCCUCGCGACGCAGUGGAAGUGCCUCGCCGCCGCUUGUGCCUGCGCCGUUGAGAAUCAAUCAGCCGCCCUCGUUGCCCCCGCCGAAUGCCGGCAAUGUCGCGACCACCGCUGCCAACGUGGUGUUUCCACGCGCUGGCUCACAGCCCUCAGAACCGCAGCCCGAGAAGCAAAAGAAGAAGAAUAAACUGUUCUCUAAGCCGAAACAUAUUGGAAUCAGUCGGGAUAAGGAUGUGUUCAAGGAUCGGGGUCUGCCCUCGCCGUCUAAGCUCCCGGGCUUAUCGCGGAUGGUCAGCGCCUCGACGACCAACCUCGCCGAUUUGCCGUCUAACAACUCGUCCAUGUAUAACCUCUCCAAUGCGUCGGUCAGUACGGUCGUCCCGGCCGAUCGUCCGGCUGCCGCGCCGGAUAAAGAAAAGGAAAAGGACAAGGACAAACAUAAGCAUCAUUUCUUGUCCCGUCAGAAGCUCAAGUUGAAGGACCGCGGGGAUGAUCACUAUAACCUGCCUCUGUCAUCGGCGUCGAGUAACUCUCAACCGACGGACCCCAAUGCUCCGCAAUCGCUCUAUUCAUUUACCAAUACAGCCUCGCCGACCCCUAGUGCUACGUUCGGGAAAUCGGUCAGCGGGCUGGAUCUACUUCACGCCGGACGGAAGAAGAAAGAGAAGGAGAAAGAGAAAGAGGCCAUUCUCGAGUCCGAGCAGGCAGAAUGGCUGGCCAAUUCGACCGGGAGUACCACGCCUGGCGCUGCUCCUUCCUCACUGAAUAGCACCUCGGGCAUGCUGGGCGAGGCAGUUCUCCGCCAGACCCUGCAGGGCUUCGGAUUGAACAACAUGUCCCCCGAAGACGCCUGGGAAUUCCUCAAAGCAAAGCUGCUCGUUAUUUUCGACGGCGAAGACGUCCGCAUCGCCAUCGAGGACCUGAACAAACUCGUCCUCGUCCACCUCCAGCACUGCGUCCACAAACGAGCCCCCACAACAAUCAUCACAGACCUCCAAGCAAUGCUCGAGACUGGCUUCAACACCCUCAACUACAGCUCCCUCUUUGGCGUCCCAGACGAAAAACUCGUCCCCCACCUCGUCCAGAUCUGGAUGCUCGUUUUCGGCACCAUACUCCCUUUCAUCCAAGCCGUUUUCCUCCCCCUUGACCUCGAAUUCAAAGGGUCCGGCUCCCUCAUGACCGGCCGCGAAGCCCGCGAAUUCUGGGGCGACCUUCCAGACGGAAGUAGCCUCGACGUCCGCAAUCUCGUUCUCAUGGCCUUUCGCGACCGCAUCAUCCUCAACCGCUACGAAUCCCUCAAAGCAAUCUUCUCCCGCCUUAGCCUGGAUAGCAUCAACGCCGGCUUCCCCACGCUCAGCGUCACGGCGAAAAGUACCGGCACAGGCGGCCGUCCGGGUACAGCCGCCUCCCUUGACGCAGGUUUCGGAAGCUGCAAUUCCCAAUCCUCAACCCUCCUCAGCACAGUUGCGGACAGCUAUUCCUCUGAUUCGGUCAGCGCUCUUGCUUCUACAAAUGCAAACCCCAACCUCCCCGUCCUUCAAGUAGCGACUCCCGCUCCCGCGCAGCCUCAAAUACAUCCUCCAACCCCGACCCCAUGA
Molecule: messenger RNA, 2082 nt
Organism: Penicillium argentinense
Lineage: Eukaryota; Fungi; Ascomycota; Eurotiomycetes; Eurotiales; Aspergillaceae
Exons: 1
Coding region: 1-2082 (693 amino acids)
Biological process (GO): TORC2 signaling
Cellular component (GO): TORC2 complex
Source: RefSeq, a predicted model, not a curated record